Molecule: messenger RNA, 5854 nt
Organism: Anopheles arabiensis
Lineage: Eukaryota; Metazoa; Arthropoda; Insecta; Diptera; Culicidae
Gene: Atg101
Product: autophagy-related protein 101
Exons: 1
Coding region: 732-1394 (220 amino acids)
Biological process (GO): autophagy; autophagosome assembly
Cellular component (GO): phagophore assembly site
Source: RefSeq, a predicted model, not a curated record
UAGGAUUAAGAGCAAGGCCCUCUAGCCCCCUCUAGCUGUAAGCUGUUCUGGCACGCGGUCGGUGUGUCCAAAACAUUCUUCCCAACCCGACCGCAAUGCUGACCGGCCGUGGGCUCCGUUGUUCUGCGUAAGCAGCCGGGAGGACGGUGGGCGCGAGGGCGGAGGUGUGUGGUGUGGUGCAAAUGCAAAACCAAAACAAACGCCCGAACCAAAAUCAGCUCGUGGCGCAAUGUUACUUCCGGGCGCGCGCCCUGCCUAAUAAGAUCCGAUUGAGCGAUUAGUGUGUGCAUGUGCAUGUGUGUGUUCGUGUGUUUGAGAGUGCAUGUUUAGGCGCGUGAUUAAAAGGGAACUAUUAUUUCAAACGCUCUGCUGAAGGAAGCGAACGCAGUCGUGCUGUUUUCUGUUGCGGCUGCGCCACGUAUGGUGCGCACCGGCGGCACGAAGACGAUGCUACAGUUCCGUGGGUUUAGUUAGGCAUUUCCUUUCCUUUGUAUAUCCUAACUCAAUCCCCCUCCCCCCUUUCCGCACCCCCAGCCCACCACUUUGUAGAGCUGAACUCUGCUACAAACUGAACAAAGUGCGUUGCGCACGUGUUUUUGUGGGGGAAGGCAAGGGUAUUCGGGAGUACUGCUUUAAGAUUUAAGUUUGAUUGCUCUUGAGGGAGAAGAAGGAACGAGAGCGAGGGCUAGGGAGAGAUUCGUUUUUGCCCGCAACGCCUCCCGCAUCCAACCAUGAACGCCCGCUCGCAAACGUUCGAUCUGCGCAUGGAGGGCCGGCAGGUGGACGAGGCGGUGCUGAGCAUCUUCCACACGAUCCUGUUUCACCGCAGCCUCGGCAAGUUCCUGUACACCGAGGAGGCGAUGUACUCGGUCGGCACGAUCGGCUACCGGGACGUGGACUGCGACUUCUUCGACUUCACCUACGUGUGCUGCAGCUCGCCGCGGCUGGAGGAGACGCUGCGGCGCGAGAUCGGCAACUUUAGCCGGCAGCUGCGCAGCAACGACAGCGGCGGCACCGGCCAGAUCAGUCUCGAGUUUUUCCAGCGCAAGAAGACGCGCUGGCCGUUCCAGACCGACUGCAUACCGUGGGAGGUGUGGACGAUACGGCUCGAGCUGCUGACGCUCACGAACGAGGACGACCGGCUGCAGUGCCGGGAGCGGGUGAGCGACCUGCUGACCGACAAGGUCUUCUGCAUCACCGAGAUCAUGAACCGGCACGACUACGUGCCGAAGAUACCGAACCAGACCGAGCUCGACAUGGUGUUCGACACGACCUACCCGGACGUGCAGCCGUACCUGUUCCAGUUCAAGUUCAGCACGGCCGGCCCGAGCGGCACCUCCGUGAGCAACACGAUGAAGAAGCUGAUCAAGGAAACGCUCAACGUUUCGUUGUGACUAAUGCGCGGCCUGCUGCUGCUGCUGCUGCUGCUCGUGGGGUCGUGGCCCGGGCGUCCGCUUGCUUUGCGCCUCAAGGGAGCCCGGGCGGGAGCAGAUCCCAUUUUUUGUUUUCUUUACACACACACACACUGUAACACUCACGUCGUCUGCUAAGCGUUGGCUAAGCGUCUGCUAAGCGAGUGUUUUUUUGUUUUUUGUUUUUUUUUGUUUUUUACUUGUUUUAAUGGUCGCAUUUCCGUGCAAUCAAUGUUAUACCGUGGUCCGCCGACCCUCCUCCCCACACCAUAAAAUGUAUCAAUAGUGUUUGUGUCUCUAUUUGGUUUUGGAGGGUUUUUUUACUUCCCUUUUUUUCAUUUACGUGUCAUGUCAUCGUGCUAUUACGUCAGUGGCUGUAGGAUAAAAGGACUAUGUUCUGCUAAGUACACGCAUGGACAAGGACGCUGUGUGCCUGCGUGUGUAGCGCAAACGAUUUGCGUCUGACUGCCAGGCAAAUCCGUAUCAAAAGUCUAAAAAGGUUGAAUUAUUAAAACCUUUCGAACAAACGCGCGAUGACAGUGAGGCCGGGAAACGUGGAAACGCAAAACGAGAUUAACUAAUGGCCCUGUGAUGUCGGUUUUGGCGAGUUUAAAAACAAAAACCGAAGGGGCUUUCGUUUUUAGGUUUACGAUUACGCAGCGUGUGAUGUAGUACGCAUCAUUCUAGGCCGCUUGUUUGCUGCUGUUCCGACCACAAUCAAGGGCUGAUGAAGCGCUACCGUGUGUAUGUAUGUGUGAGUGUGUGUAGCUAUCACGCUAUCGAAUGAUUUGUAUGAGUGUGUAUCGCUGUUUUUUGUUGUUGUUUGUUUUGCUAUCGAUGUGUGCACCCUUCCUUGAGCGCCACCACCUGUUUAGUUUAAUGUUGCAAACCCCAUACCACCCACCUACCGUUAAACACCGCCCCUCCUCCCCCCCCUCCCCCCCGAUGCGUCGAGUUUUCCGUUGAUCUCUAAUUGAUAAGGCGCGCUAGCCGCGCACACUGAAGACACUUUAAAGAAGCAACCGAUGUUUUUAAACGCUGAGCGCCCAAAGCAAACGCAUACAAACAAUAUAUACCCUAAGGUGAUGUACCGAAUCACUAAUUAAUAGAGCUAAGGUUUUUUUUAGGUUAAACGGUUCCCAGCCGGUGGUACAAACAAACCAAGACAGUGAAACAAAAACAAAAACGUUCGCUCUUCUCGGCGGCAACUAGUCGCGUUUUGACACCGAUGGCGGUGACAUACUUGGAUGAAAUAGAAUAAAUAGUGCAAUAUUGCAGGGAACAGGCGGAGAACGGGCAGGGAUGCUACACGCGAAUCCGUUUCGUACCGAUUUGCUUCAACUCUUGUUUUGAACACUCCCCAAAACGAUACUGUUUUUUUUUUAAUGUAUGCCAAAACAACUAAAGCACAAUAGUACAAAAAGCAAGAAGCAGGAUUUCCCAGAGCAAGCGAAGCAAUGAGGGUAGAGCAAAAGAUUACUUCUAGUGAACAAAAUUAACCACCUUCAAAUGGGUUUGCAAUAGCGUUCGAUUGGAACGGAGAAACAGUCGCUCGUUUUUUUUUUUUUUAAUAAUUCUGUAAUAAUUCUGAGUCUGCCCCAUGCAAUGAAUUUAACCCUAAAGUCAGAAGCCAAACUGCAAUUCAAUGAUAGGAUAGUGUGUGCGUGGUGUGGGUUUAAAAGUCGUGCUCUCCCUCAAGUUUUAUUUCCUCACCCUUUGCUAGAUGGAUUUCCACAUUUACUAGCAACCAAAACGAACCGAGAAGAAAGGAAAAAGAAUGAAAAAAACAACAACAACACGACGCAAGAAUCAUACGGGUUCCCGAAACAGAAUGUUUGAUGCAUAAACUAAUGGUCACUAUACAGAAAAAAAAGGUAUGCAGUAAAUAGUUACGUAACAUUACCUAAAGACAUCUCAAUAGCAUAGUAGCAUUAAUGCUUGCAUAUACGUAAAGAAAACGCUAAACCACGUGUAGCAUAUCAACACAAACCGUACCGCUACUCUCCGUACUAUAUAUAUAUACGUAAACGACUUUAUCAUGCGUGUAUGAGUGUGUGUGUGUGUGUGUGUGAGAGAGAGAGAGAGAGAGAGAGAGAGAGAGAGAGAGAGAGAGAGAGAGAGAGAGAGAGAGAGAGAGAGAGAGAGAGAGAGAGAGAGAGAGAGAGAGAGAGAGUAGGUGAGUGAGUGUGUAGGGUUGUGCACGAUACCUUCCCUGAACUUAACUAUGUUUUAGGCAGGCUUGUUCGGUUAGAUAUUGUUUUGUUUUCUUUCAUUUUUUUUAUUCUGCUCUCCUGCACUAUCUGUCUUGUUUCGCUUGCACUUACACUUUUCACGCCGUUCACUAUUCGUAACAGAUGAGGCAGGCAACAGCGGUGGGUGUGGGCGUUAAUUUUAAGCCACCGGACCGGAAAGGAGCAGAUACAACUCGUGUGCGCAUAUGUGCUCAUCGCACCGAACGCACGUGGUUUCAGUCAUUUAUUAGGCUAAGUCGGGCUUUGUUUGUUUUUGUUUUGUUUUUGUCCUACGUAAGCCUGUUAGUUAUAAACAACAACAACAAAAUAACGCACCCAAUUUUUAAUUAAGUUUAAGUGGCUUGGACAGGGGGUUUAUUUUCCCAUUGGAAUCAGUGAAUCGACCAAACAAAUUGAAUUGCGGUUCCUGCGGAAAAGAGAGAGAGAGAGAGAAAAAAAGAAGAAAGUUAUAGUUCUGUAAGUACUUGCAAUAUAUUGUGCGAAAAAGCGGAAGAAAAGGAGUGAAAAAAAACAAAAACAAAAAAAAAACCACGAGAGAGUAGAGAGCAAAAAAUGUAACAAAAAGAAAACGAAACGAAAGCGAUUAAAAUGUAAAAAAAAAACAACAUCAACACAUUAACAUAAAAAGCGAAGAAUGAACAGGAGUAGAGUAAGUGUAUAAAGAAAAAAAAAGGAAGAUAAAAAUGAGCAAAACACAGCUGAAAGCAACACAAGAGUAAUAUUAUCUAGAAACAUAUAGAGGGAAUAGCAAGUGGGAAUUCAAACUCUUUCAAAAUUGGUUAAUGCAUUGCUUUGCAAAUAGCACUGAACAAAUCGAGAGUAGAUGAAAUAAUUUGGCAAGUAGAAGUAAGAAACGAAUAUUACCAUCGUAAACAAACAAACAAACAAAAUAAUAAGAUCCUUAUAAUUCAGCUUAAUCUUGUGUACGUGAAUGUUAGGAAGUUUGUUUAGUCUUUAUGUUGUAGGCUAUGUUUUUCUUGUGUUUUGUUUUUUCAUUUUUUUUUUAAACUGUUGGUUAUAUAUUUUACUUUAGCAUUUUCUCUUACUCUCUCGCUGUCUUUUUGUUUAGCUGUAACGUUAUGCUCAAACUAGAACGCUUUACACCUGUAUGUCAUUUCGUCGUCGUUUAAGCUGUGAUUAAGUGUAUAUGAUAUAUGGACAUUAAAAUAGGGAUAUAAGCAUUAAAAUAGGGAUAAUGCAGUGUAGUGAGUUGUAUAGUGUAAUGCAAAAAGACACAGGAAACGAAGGUGUAGUGAGCGGGUUUGUUUGUUUUCUCUUCUUUCUCUCUCUCUCUCUCUUUCUCUCUCUCUGGUGUAUCCAUUUGGCUGUCGCUAUUUGGUUCCCACAUUGAACCCAUUGGACGUUAGGUUUUUUUUUUGUUGUAUUUUCACACGCUUUAGAACUUGAAACUGUGCAUCGACACACAUUCAAAGGGCAUCUACUUAAGGCUUCAUCUAGUUGAAACGUAAACGUAGAACACGAACAGCUUCACCUAACACCUACGCACACACAUACACACCUCCACACGAAAAAUUGUAAAGAAUCAGACGAAUUGGAUUGUCGGGCUUUAGUAGUAGUGAGUAGUACUUAAGUAAAAGCGGUAGCUCAAACUUGCUUGUCGCGGUUAAAAGUUUUACAUUUUUCGUUUGUUGCCGUUGAAGACGCUUGUGUGUGUGUGCAUGUGAAUGUGUGUUUUCCGGUUAUUGUAGAUACCUUCUGAACAAGACGCACAUCUGUAUAUCAGACCGAAUUGAAGCCGAUAUUUAGGACCCAUUUUUAAACACCAAAUAAUCCCACCCCGGCUGCUACGAUAUCAUCCCGGAUAGCCUAGAGAGCUGGACUCUUCUCCUCUUAACCAUCAGGCCCGUAGUAAUCGAACGAUCCAGCUUCUGGCAUGAUUGUGUACAGACGGAAGACACACGUGUGGGUGUGUGUGUGUGUGUGUGUGUGAAUGAAUGAGUGUGCAUGUGUGUGUGUGUGUGCGUGAUGCCAAACAAUCAAUAUGCGAAGCAAUCUGGUACAACGGCGGUGGCCACAACGGUUGUCCAGAAGCUCCUACGGCCACUACGGUGUAGAAGCUUGAUGUGGAUCCGGUUGUACAUUAGUGAACGAAGGUGUGUGUGUGUGUGUGUGUGUGUUGGUUUUGCAAUGUCAAUUGCAAAACGAAAAAGCAACACACCACAAAAAAAA